GCCAGCGUCGCCAUGCUGAGAGCGCUGCUGCUCGCCGUCCUCCUGUGGGGCGGCCCUCCCGGUCGCCGCCAGGGAAGCUACUCCGCCUCCGCCGCCAAGUGGAUCAACUCCUUCGCGGGACCCUUCAUCCCCGUGGUGGGGCAGUUCACGGACUGCCUCGACAAGAAGUCCGAGGACCUGGUCAAGCUGAACGUGAAGGUGUCCCAGCACCGCAACCGCCAGAUCGACUCGCAGACCCAGCUGCAGAAGAUAACCGGCAACGUCACCGUGGCCGUACCCAUAGGCAACAAAGGCUGGAUGUACAUGAAGGGGGCGUCGAGGAGCAACAACCAGUGGAAGGAGAACGCACACGUCCUCAAGUUCAGCAACGGCAUCUGCAGGGCCAUGGCGGAGAACCUGCCCGACUUCCUGCGGCAGAUCUACAAGAUCGACCCGGACAAAGCCCGCCACUCGGCGUGCGUCAUCCCUCCGGGAGUCUACCUGGCGGACGAGACCCCCGUCAACUUCACCGUCCCCAGGCUGCCCGUCUUCCAGUACGGCACAUGGCGCACGGAGAUCGGCUUCGUGCUCGGCACCGAGGCCAAGCCCAGGAACAUCAUGUGCUUCAUGACCGACAUCUACACCGUGCCCAAGCUGUAGCUCCCACCGCGUGCCACCGCGCCGCGCGCGUCCGCAGCGUACGUCGCCUUGUUCUCGCCAACGCUGUCAACUCGGAACGAGCCACACGCGUGUUCUGUUGGAAAAAUUGUUGUGACUUUACGACUGUUUUGAACUGUGCGAACUGCCCGAUUUCUCAAGGAGGGGAACCAGGAACCAAUUUUUCGAAAGCCAUCCUCACCCCUCUUUUUCUGAUAGGCAGAGGGGAAGGGAGGGGGAAGGGACCAUCCGAAAAUGCGUUCCUGGCUAGGUCCUUCCGAGAUAACAAGUGCUGAUAGUGCGGUGCGCCUCGGCUAAUCCACGUGCGACUGUUGUCAAGUCCUCCAGACGGCUUGCGCUCGUUUGGGUCAAAAUGUCUCAACAGUUCUUAAAAAAAAACAG
Messenger RNA from Thrips palmi, 1038 nucleotides. RefSeq lists its product as uncharacterized. The record is from RefSeq and is a predicted model, not a curated record. Bases 13 to 639 code for a protein of 208 amino acids. Lineage: Eukaryota; Metazoa; Arthropoda; Insecta; Thysanoptera; Thripidae. The transcript is spliced from 4 exons.